Molecule: messenger RNA, 3228 nt
Organism: Saccostrea echinata
Lineage: Eukaryota; Metazoa; Mollusca; Bivalvia; Ostreida; Ostreidae
Exons: 7
Coding region: 458-2926 (822 amino acids)
Biological process (GO): negative regulation of calcium ion-dependent exocytosis; negative regulation of voltage-gated calcium channel activity
Cellular component (GO): secretory granule; plasma membrane
Molecular function (GO): transmembrane transporter binding
Source: RefSeq, a predicted model, not a curated record
CGGAAAACAGUUUGAAAAAUAAUCGAUUUUCAUCCACUGAACGGCCUUAUUGUAAUUUACAAAUCGAUACUGAAAAAUAAUAGAAUCUCGUAAAAGUGAAAAUCUCCCACACGACAUAUUAAGUUUACGAGUUGACAUAUGUAUUAUUUUUUUUGUAUUUAAGGAUAUUCUGUCACUGUAGCCAAUCAGUGCUGGGUGUCGCCAGAAAAACAGACAGAAUCGUAGGCUAUAUCGAUCCGUCAUAGAACUGCCACUGAGAAACACAUUGAAAAACGGAUGACGAAAAAGCCUCUCUUUGAUUUGGAAUAAUUUUCAUCAAUGGAAGAGCAUUUUCUCGUGUUUUUGGUAAAUACCAUUGGAUGACAAAAGACGGAGGUGAGGGGAUUUAACUCUAUGUCAAGGCUGGUCCGACGGUCGUGUCGUCAUGCCAUUGCACGCAGUCUGAGGAGUUGCAGAUAUGCCCCAGGGAAAAGAGAUUUCAGAUGCUAGUUUUAAUUCCGGAUCCGGUCAAGCAGCACCACCUUAUGUUACUCUAAGUAUUCUGGUGGCGGGAGUGGUAGGUGGUGUGGUGAUUGUGGUGGCAGUUCUCUUCUGCUGUAAAUGCUGCUCGGAAAAAUCAAAAUCAAGAUGGAGAUUGAACAUAAGGGAUUCCAUACAUAUUACUGAUGCAGAAAGGAGCGUGACGUCACCAACCUCGAAAUACGAAAACGCUCAUUCUGACUUGUUUUCAGACCCAAGCCUCGGAUCCGUGGAGGGCAUCCUGUCCAGUCCCCGAUCAUCAGACCUCAAUAAAAAUAGAGAAUCAGAUCAGCUUUUUUACGAGGCAUCAGAAACAACGAAACUGAAAACGGACUUUGAAAAAGAGGACUAUAAGAAUGAUCUGGGUCAUUUGGAAUACUCCAAAGAAGAACAAACUUCAACUCAAGAGGAACCAAACGACAAAGCAUCCAGGCGAGUAUCCUUCCAGCUGGAAGAUCUUCCACCCAGUCAGCACCUGCGCAAAGGAAGAAGAUACACCGAUGGAGAUUUUCAUCAUCUUAAAAGAUCCAGAAUUGGGAAGGUUCCUCGCCAGUAUUCGCUCGGAACAAGGAACUUGGAUGCUUCCAAUGGAGUGGAUCCACUAGACCAGACAGUUCUAGAAAAAAUACAAAAACCCAUAGUGAGCGAGGUAGAUCAAGUGACACCCCUUUACACCGGAACUGAAUCUCCCUCCCCCUCAAGUACCCCCCUCAAAACCGAGGUCGCUGUAGAAAUACAUCACAAUGCUCAGGAGAACAAAUCAGUCCAAAGCUUGCCGAAGUUCAAACCAAUGGUUAGCGAGAAGAAACAGUGGCGAUUUAAGUUGUAUUCACAAAGUUUGGACAUCGCAUCAGAUGACUACGAAUAUAAACAAGAAGAAAGAAGGUGUAAGAGUUACCACGACAUCGGUGACUACGAUGUUCUUCAGAUAACGGAGUUCAAAGGUCCCUUUUUUAACACAGAUUUCGAUGCCAUUUCAGAAUUAGGAUCAUCAAGCAGUAGCAAGGUAAGGUAUAACGAUACAGGAAGUAUUGAACAGCUAAAUGACGAAAACUUAGAUAGUUUGGAAUUCUUUGAAGAGUUUGAGAUGGAUACAUUAAGAAUUGAUGACAGUGAUGAUAAUGAAACAAUAAACGGUACACAAAAAUACCGCGAACUAUGGCAUCUAAGAACCACUUUCGAGGAAGAAGAGGAAUGUAGUGACACAAUACGAAUGGAGGAUAUGACGUCACCAGAUCAGUCACCUGAUGCCGAUGUCCAGAACGUAUUUGAUCCUCGAGCAAGUUCUGAUGAACAAGCAAAAGGUAGAAGGUCUAGUUCAGUUGGAACGGUUCCAUCAAAAGAAUCAAUCUCGAUUACCUUAAAUCCCGAGUCAGAAAUUAGACGUAGGACAUAUAAAAAUAUCCUUGAACGACGAAGCGAGCAGCGUUCGGUGCACUGCUCUCCGAAUGCGGAAAAUAGUUUUGAUAGCAUUACAACUGUUGACACCGACGGGGACCGCUCGGACACCAGUCGUCCGGAAGUGACAACGACUUCUUUUGAGUCGACAACCGAUAAUACAGACAGUACAACAGAGAGCCAAAACCAUAAACUGAUCCAGAUGAAAGCCGACAGUGGGUACAAGUCAUUAGAAACUCCAAAUCCUUCACAUUUAUUCAAAAGAAAUCACAGUACUGGAGAAAUUGAGGAAGAAAUAGUAGAAUUAGAGCCACUAACUGAGAAACUAUUUGUUCAUGCGCACUCCCUUCCGGAGAGCGGAUCUUCCGGUGAACGCGCCUAUUUUGAUAGACGCACAGGCAAAACUGCCUCUCGAAAAAGACGAGAAUAUCGUCGAGAACGACAAAUGGUUCAAGUGUAUGAAAGCAUUAAUGAACCAGAGAGCGAUUCAAAGUCAGAUCAACAGUCUGUUGAAAGUCUGAAAGUUGCUUCACCUUCCAGCAAGUUCUCCGUUUUUUCUCGAUUGUUCAAGUCAAAUAAGGACCAAAAAGAAAAGCAGUAUGCUACUCGUGACUAUUCUAUAGAUGAAAAAUCCAACAGAGUGUUCCAGGAAUUUUUAAGGUUUGACCCUGCGUUGGAAAAUAGGCCACGCUCUGCAAGUCAACCAAGAAUACAUAUACCAAAACACAGACUUCACAGAAAACACUCAGAUGUCAAAUAUUUUGAGGAGAGACGCCGGGAUAGGUUGGCGCCAGACAAACGAAGUUUAAGUUUAGGAAGUGACAGCAGCACCAGUUCCAUUCGGAGACUCUCACCUCAAGAUAGUAUCGAAGAGGAAGAUUACGAGGAUGUUCGAAAGGAAGAGGAAGAGAGCGAGUCUUAUGAUCCGCUGUUACAGAGAGCGUUUUCCGGUCACGUGGUGCAAACCUUACCUCUACCGGAAGAAGAGGUGGGUACGGAGGAGGCGUAACCUUGUUUCAGAUUUCUUACAAUCAAUUUUCAACAUUUUCAUAACUUUGUCACAAUUUUAAUUCAUCAGUUUACUGCUUUGCAGUAAUCUAGACAUGAAUAUGAACAAUUGGUGCAAAUAUUAUUUUAUGAAAUAAUUAAUUUAUAUUGGAUGUAGGAUUUUGUGUGGUAGCUGGAAAACAAUAUUAACAAAAUGUUAUUUGAUGUGUUUUAACAUUACCCACAUACAAAUGUGCUUAUAAUCAUGAAAUCCGAGACUAUAUGUUUUUACCAUGAAAUUGUUGUUCAGCAUUUAAAUAUACC